Messenger RNA from Manduca sexta (tobacco hornworm), 4216 nucleotides. It is a transcript of the gene Inos, whose product is annotated as inositol-3-phosphate synthase. Gene Ontology annotation, molecular function: inositol-3-phosphate synthase activity. Gene Ontology annotation, cellular component: cytoplasm. NCBI's taxonomy places the organism in Eukaryota, Metazoa, Arthropoda, Insecta, Lepidoptera, Sphingidae. Gene Ontology annotation, biological process: phospholipid biosynthetic process; inositol biosynthetic process. The record is from RefSeq and is a predicted model, not a curated record.
AUGGAAAAAUCAUCGAAUUUAGUAAUAUCAAGCCCUAAUUUAAAAUACACAGAUGAUUACAUUAUAUCGGAAUACGAAUACGAAGAGACAUUAGUAACCAGGAAUGGAAAUGAUAUAUUGGCGCGACCCUUCCGCAAAUCCAUGUCCAUCAGGACACAGAAGCGAGUGGGCAAGGUGGGCGUCAUGCUCGUAGGAUGGGGUGGCAACAAUGGCUCAACAUUCACUGCAGCUGUGUUGGCAAACCGGCACCAACUCUCAUGUAACACCAAGAACGGCACACUUCAGUCGAACUGGUUUGGUUCCAUCACGCAGGCCUCGACAGUGCGGCUCGGUAUAGACGAGAAAGGUGACGAGGUGUAUGUGCCAAUGUCGUCUUUAUUGCCCAUGGUGAAUCCUGAUGAUUUGGUGAUCGACGGUUGGGACAUCAGCCCGCUGAAUCUUGCCGAGUCUAUGGUCCGCGCGAAGGUGAUAGACUUCGACCUCCAACAGAAGCUGCGGAAAGAGAUGGCCACGAUGAAACCCAGGCCCGCCAUCUACGACCCCGACUUUAUCGCCGCUAAUCAGGCGGACCGUGCGACGAACCUCAUCCGCGGCACCAAAUACGAGCAGUACCUGCAGAUCCGCGCCGACAUUAAGGACUUCCGCGACAAACACAAGCUGGACAAGAUCAUCGUGCUGUGGACUGCCAAUACUGAGAGGUUCUGCGAGGUGCGGCCAGGAGUUCACGACACCUCCGAGCACCUGGAGAAGGCGCUGCGGGACAACGACCCCGAGAUCUCUCCCUCCACCAUCUUCGCGCUGGCCGCCAUCGAUGAGGGCUGCGGGUACAUCAACGGCUCGCCGCAGAACACGCUGGUGCCGGGCGCGGUGCAGCGCGCGGAGGCGCGCGGCGUGUGGGUGGCGGGCGACGACUUCAAAUCCGGACAGACCAAGCUCAAGUCCGUGCUGGUCGACUUCCUCGUGUCCGCCGGACUCAAACCCGUGUCGAUCGUGAGCUACAACCACCUGGGCAACAACGACGGCAAGAACUUGUCCGCGCCGAAACAGUUCCGAUCGAAAGAGAUAACCAAGAGCAAUGUGGUGGACGACAUGGUGGAGUCGAAUCAGAUCCUGUACCAGCCGGGCGAGAAGCCUGAUCACGUGGUGGUCAUCAAAUACGUGCCGUAUGUCGGUGAUUCAAAGCGCGCAAUGGACGAGUACACGUCGGAGAUCCUGCUGCACGGCACCAACACCAUCGUGGUGCACAACACCUGCGAGGACUCGCUGCUGGCCGUGCCGCUCAUACUCGACCUCGUGCUGCUCGCUGAACUCUUCACCAGGGUCGACUUCCGCGAGAAGGACGGACAAGAGUGGCAGAGCAUGCACGCGGUGUUGUCGACGCUGUCGUACCUGCUGAAGGCGCCGCUGGUGCCGGCGGGCGCUCCGGUAGUCAACGCGUUGUUCAAGCAGCGCGCCGCCCUCGACAACCUGCUGCGCGCCUGCCUCGGGCUCCGCCCCACACACUACAUGCAGCUCGAACAUAAGGUGCCGUUCCUGAUGUCAGCCCUCCACAACGGCUCGAUGUUCGGCUCCCCGCCCAACAAGAAGCAGAAGGUGGCGCACACCAACGGUGACCAGUGAACACCCACCGCAAACCUACCCACCCGUAGAUAUACUGAUAUACCGAAACGAAACGUUUGCCUGUGAUCUGCAAACUUGAAGUAUCGCGCCAUCUUUAUGUACCAUGGCAUUUUGAAAGUAGUGUUGAUUAGAUGAAUGAAGUAUAUUGCCUUUGUGAACACACAGUAUGAAAAAAACGUAAACAGCGUAAAUACUUCAGCAACAGAUGUUUGCUGGAAAGCAUCAUAAAUCUAGGACACGUCAUAUUGUACUUCACGACCAAAUUUAAUCCUGCUCGGGUUAAUCGGGCAAUGAAAUUUAAAAUCUAUAUUAUCACAUACGCGAACGAUUCGUUUCGGUUAUUUAACUUUACCAACACAUAAAGUAUUAUUUAUUGUACGUAUUACGAUCUGAGAACUAUUCAUAUAUGUCCGUUUGAUGUUCUGAUAUUGACAUUGUAUCGAAUAUACUGCGGUAGCCAAAUCGAAAUAUUUAUAUCGAAAUUAAUCAUUUUAAGGUACUUAACGUUUAUGUAUUGCGUUUCCUAUUUAAGUAUUUUAUCUGAACGUAAGCGAGUUAAGUUAUAUUACCGUUGUGGUUAGUGGUUUAUCAAAAUAUAUAUUUAUUUGGUUACAUUCUGUGAUAACCGUAUCGUUUGUGAUCUGAAGGUUGAUGAGUUAAGAUGUUUAACUUAUUUAUUUUGUUUUAUGCGUUACGCUUAGAUCGAUGUUACAUCCAUUGAUGGCUUUGUCGACAUUCCCGUGGGCUUAUAUCGUAUUGCAUUAGGAAAGCGAUGUAUUUAACCAACGACGUGCUUGUUCGCGGGCGCGUGCGUACUGGUGCGGGCGCGUCCGCCAUUACGCGCACGUAUACCUAACAUAAACGGGUCAGAUCUUUUUAGAUUAUUUACAAAGAUUUGUCACAAGAUUCACCACGUUAUGUUAGUGAUUAAUCGCUUUGCUAUUGUAAUGAGCCUAAUAAGCUCACCGCAUCGCUGAAUUCGACCUUUUGCCCUCUAACUUUUAUUAAAUUUGAAUAUUAGAAUGCCCUAAAAGUGAAUUCCAAGUACUAAAGAAAAAGGAUCGAAUUUCGCUUGGAACCAAUGUGGAGAUCAUAUCUUCUACAUUUGUUUAAGGUCUGAAUGUAUGUUUAGAGUUGGAUUUUUGGAAAAUUUACAGAAGCCUAUUGAUAUCCUUAUAAUGUUAUUGCUCGGGUAUAACUGAACAUCCACCCGCGACCGUCUUGUUUGCUUACUUUGUUGGUUUCAUUAUUUAUUUUUUUCGUUAAGUUUGAAAUUGAAGCAAUUUAUUAUAUUUUAAUCGAAGAAUUAUUUGGUUUGGUUACAUUUAAUAAAAUUAAUUUAUUUUUGUUGCUCCUUACAAAGUUUCCGAACUCGACGGUCGAUACAUUUGGAGUAUAUUUACAAUAUAUGUAUAAGUGUUAAUAUAACGUCCGUAAAUUCAUAUUUUAUUUAAAACAAUAAUAGUUGAACCAUCAAACAUUCCAUAUUCAAGAGAAUCGAUGAAUUCCGCUUUUAAUGUCGAUAGUUUCCCGUAGGUAUCGAGAGAAUCAUCCAAGAUGUAUUUAGUAUACUAGAAUAUAAGGGUUUGAAUAUCAAACGUACGGGAUAGAUAUCUACCAUAAUAUAUCAACAUAUAAUUUUCAAACUAAACCAGAGCGUAGUAUUUCCCUGUGAGAUUUUAUGCAUUUGAAUCACUUUUCUGUUCAUGCUAUCAAAUAUUCUAUGCAAUCAAGCUUCAAACAGGCCGGCAUAUUUGUGACGACUGGCGAGUGGUAAUCAUCUCUCGUCAGUCGACAUUCUAUUGGACUCCACUCCACUUACCAUCAGGUGCAGUGGGGCACAAUGUGAGUGCCGGUAUAAAAUAAAAUAGUGUGGCAGCGAUCUGUGUCAAUUCGUUUAUAAAAUGAGCGAAAAAUAACGAAUCUCAUUUCUCAUGAUUCCAUAUUUAUCGCUACACCAAACAUUUAAAAAAAAUUUAAAAUGUUUAUUUUCUCUGUUAGUUCUAUUUAUAGAUAUGAUGUUAAUUUCAGUAUUCGCUUAGUAUUAUUUUAUGUAUGUAAGGAGGUGCAUUUAUUUAGUGCUAAUUAAUGUUACGUAUUUUUCCACGAUGAGGCGAGCGUACCCAAUAUAUUUGUAUUAACUACCUUAUUAAAACGUUGUGUACAUAAAGAAGUUUAAUUGUAUUUUGCCCCCUAUCAUGGGGCAGAACACACAUGGCGAUAAGUGGGUGCCUUGAUUGCAUCUCUGCCUAUCUUCGAAGAUAGACGUGUGUGUUUGUGUUCGUUUAAAACAAGUCAAAAUAUUGUUUAAUAAUAUAAUUGUAUACAGCGCGUAUUAUAAGGUCUAAAUUAUUUACGAAAUAAGUUAUCGGAGUUUUGUUUGUGAUUACGAGAUCUGCUCGCUUCAUGCACACGAACUAUAUAUUUAUUUACAUGCAAAUUUUAUCUCAAAUAUUAGUGUUGAGUUCGUAUUGUAUUAAAUUUUAUUGUUAUAUGGGUCAAUUUUUGUCGUCAUUUUAAUACCAAAAUGUAUUGAUUUGAAUUUGAUGUAUUAGAUGUGCAUAUGAAUUCAAAUAAAUUUAUUUUAAAUGUGUAA